Messenger RNA from Oryzias melastigma (Indian medaka), 2047 nucleotides. RefSeq names its product methyltransferase like 16 (gene mettl16). Gene Ontology annotation, cellular component: nucleus. Gene Ontology annotation, biological process: rRNA base methylation. Bases 148 to 1782 code for a protein of 544 amino acids. Gene Ontology annotation, molecular function: 23S rRNA (adenine(1618)-N(6))-methyltransferase activity. The record is from RefSeq and is a predicted model, not a curated record. The transcript has 10 exons. Lineage: Eukaryota; Metazoa; Chordata; Actinopteri; Beloniformes; Adrianichthyidae.
GCUAACGUGAGUUCUUGAAUUGUUUUGUUUGUUUGUUUAUCUGAAAGAAACCUUUCUGUUUCGGCUACUACAUACUGCAGCUAGUUACUGUCAGCAACGUAGUAUAUUCUAGAUAAUAUUUCUGGCUCAAACGGAUUAAAUAUUGUCAUGGCUCUGAACAAAUCGAUGCAUCCUCGGAACCGGUACAAGGACAAACCUCCGGACUUCGCGUAUCUGGCCUCAAAGUACCCGGACUUCCAGCAGCACGUGCGCACGAGCCUUGCAGGGAGACCCGUAGUGAAUUUUAAGGAGCCAGAGGCGGUGCGAGCGCUGACCUGCACUCUGCUGAAAGAGGAUUUUGGUUUGACCAUUGAGAUCCCUCUGGAGCGCCUCAUACCCACCGUCCCACUGCGCCUCAACUACAUCCACUGGGUGGAGGACCUCAUUGAUGGACAGAAGAAACCCCGCCGAGGCAUCGACAUCGGCACCGGAGCGUCUUGCAUCUACCCCUUGUUGGGAGCCACCAUGAACGGCUGGUUCUUCCUGGCCACAGAGGUGGAUGACAUCUGCUUCGACUAUGCAACGAAGAACGUGGAGCAGAACAACCUGUCGGACCUGGUGAAGGUGGUAAAAGUCCCUCAGAAGACUUUACUGAUGGACGCCUUGAAAGAAGAGACAGAAAUAGUUUACGACUUCUGCAUGUGCAACCCUCCAUUCUUUGCCAACCAGCUGGAAGCGAAGGGGGUGAACUCCAGGAACUCUUGGCGGCCUCCUCCCAGCUCUGUGAACACGGGCGGGGUGACUGAGAUCAUGGCAGAGGGAGGCGAGCUGGAGUUUGUCAAAAGGAUCAUUCAUGACAGUCUGCAGCUGAAGAAACGCCUCCGGUGGUACAGUUGCAUGUUGGGGAAGAAAUGCAGCCUGGCGCCUUUGAAAGAGGAGCUGAGGAAGCAAGGGGUGCCUAAAGUGACCCACACAGAGUUCUAUCAGGGUCGGACCAUGCGGUGGGCUCUGGCCUGGAGUUUCUACGACGAUGUGAUUGUUCCAUCUCCUCCCAGUAAAAAGCGCAAACUGGAAAGGGCACCGAAGCCUCUGUCGUUCUCCAUCCCAGAAUCAGGAGUGAAGGAGCUCCAGGUCAAGGCCUUAGCCGCAGGCUGCACUGACUGCAACCCUGUGAACAGCAUCACUGUCCUCCUGGAGAAAACUCUGACUGAGCUCCGGGUGCUGCACAAACGCGUCCCAUGCAGGAAGCCGAUGGAGAGCCUCUUUCUGACUGCGGUUGAGAACACCUGGAUCCACGGAAGACAGAAGAGGCGUGAACAGAAGCGUCAGCUGCGGGAGCUUCCCAGGGCGCCUCACUGCUCUGGCAUCAGCUCCCAAACCAGUGGGACCUCCACUUCCCCACGUGACCCCAGCCCCUCCCAAAACGAGCUCGGAUCCAAACAGGAAGAACAAACUUUGACAGUCAAAGAAGAAACAGAAAAACCUGGAGGAGAAGACGAGGUGAAAAAUGUGGAAAAGGUCACAUGUAAGGCUGAAGACAUGGAGACUUCCACCUGCACAGAAACUGAACCGGAGAAAGACGUUGACGAAGGUGCCGCUGCAGGAAGCGAACCUGCCCCCAAGCGCCCCCACAGCCCGGGCACCGUCCAACACUUCCUGUUCCAGUGUUCGCUGAAGGUGAUGCAGGAGGAAAGGGAGGUUGUGAUCGAGAUGCACUGGGUGGAGGGUCAGAACAAAGACCUGAUGAACCAGCUGCGCACUUACCUCAUGAAUAGUCUUUUAAAAGCUGUAGGAAAGCCUUGAUGUUCAGAGGCGGCCUUUUAUGUAAAAUGGGAGUAGUAUUUCAGAUGAUUGUUCUUUUUUAUAUAUACAUUUGAACCAAACACUUGUCUGAUGACCUAUUUUUACUUAUUCAUUUACCAAAAAUAUUUCUGUAUGUUCUAAAAGUUCUUAUAUUUGGAAUAUAUGUUCCCUUUUGUAUGUUGUGUCAAUGACCCAGUGUUAUUAAGAGUUUUUCUGUUUACCUUUUGUGCUAAGGUACAUUUGAAAAAUAAAUGUUAUAAAAAUA